CGGUGAAGGGGUGCUCCUCCCACCGCCCGCCUGAGGGGGAGUCACCCGCUCUCCGAGAAAGCGCGACGGAGCCGGGAGAGCCAGCGUCCGCCCAGCAGAGACGCCUCGGCGGCUUGUCCACCCCGAGUGCUCGCGGGGCAGGGCCUGGCCCCAUGGCGAGGAGGAGGAGCAGGAGCAGCCGCCGCUGGGAUUGGGGGCCGCCGGCGCCGCCCGCCUGGCCGGAGGGAGGAGGCGGCAGGAGGAGGGGCGGCAGUGUGGGCCGCAGCGAGUGAGCUGGGUUCGGUGCGGCUGCCCCUGAAGAUGGCGGCGGCGGAGGCGGCUGCUGCUGCUGCUCCGGGCGGCGGGGGCAGCUCGCCGGCGGGCGGCGGCUCCGUGCCCGUCCUCUUCUGUUUCUCCGUCUUCGCGCGGCCCUCCAGUGUGCCCCACGGCGCUGGCUACGAGCUUCUGAUCCAGAAGUUCCUCAGCCUCUACGGGGACCAGAUAGACAUGCACCGCAAGUUCGUGGUGCAGCUGUUCGCCGAGGAGUGGAGCCAGUACGUCGACCUCCCCAAGGGCUUUCUCGUCAGCGAGCGCUGCAAAGUGCGCCUGGUGCCGCUGCAGAUACAGAUGACUACUUUGGGCAAUCUCACACCCUCAAGCACUGUGUUUUUUUGUUGUGAUAUGCAAGAGCGAUUCCGUCCUGCCAUCAAGUACUUUGGUGAUAUCAUCAGUGUGGGCCAAAGACUGCUCCAAGGUGCACGGCUCUUAGGAAUUCCAGUCAUUGUAACUGAGCAGUAUCCCAAAGGUCUUGGGAGCACCGUGCAAGAAAUUGAUUUAACAGGAGCUAAACUUGUGCUUCCUAAAACAAAAUUUUCAAUGGUAUUACCAGAAGUGGAGGCAGCAUUAGCUGAGAUCCCUGGAGUCCGUAGCGUUGUCCUGUUUGGAGUAGAAACUCACGUCUGCAUCCAGCAAACAGCAUUGGAAUUAAUUGGCAGAGGUCUGGAAGUUCAUAUUGUAGCUGAUGCAACGUCAUCAAGAAGCAUGAUGGACAGAAUGUUUGCUCUUGAGCGUCUUGCUCGUACUGGAAUUAUUGUUACUACUAGCGAGGCUAUAUUGCUGCAGUUGGUAGCUGAUAAAGAGCAUCCAAAAUUCAAAGAAAUCCAGAAUCUCAUUAAAGCAAGUGCCCCUGAGUCAGGGCUCCUUUCCAAAGUUUAAAGAGGAUGUGGGGAAAGCAGGUGUCAUUGUCAUCUGUAGGAAGGAAGGAAAUCUUUAAUUGCACAUGUACACCUUCUUUCACUCGAAGUUUUGGUAGAAGUUUAAAAUUAAAAGUUGACCCACUCAUGCUUGCCUUAGCAAAAUUUUCUGGGUAUAUGUCUGGGUGCCAGUAUGUUCUGUUUAGUUACAGCUGUCGAGAGGCAUUGAAUACCAUAGCACCCUUUUGUUGUCAAAUUCCCUUUAUUUGUUUAAAAAACAAAAAUUGUCAGAGGUGCCUGCUAGUCUGUGCUGUACACUGAUUGUAAGAGCUCCAAAAAGUGCAUAUUUUACUGUGACA
This is a messenger RNA of Dryobates pubescens (Downy woodpecker), 1531 nucleotides long. It is a transcript of the gene ISOC1, whose product is annotated as isochorismatase domain containing 1. The transcript has 5 exons. Gene Ontology annotation, cellular component: cytoplasm. The record is from RefSeq and is a predicted model, not a curated record. NCBI's taxonomy places the organism in Eukaryota, Metazoa, Chordata, Aves, Piciformes, Picidae. Bases 301 to 1194 code for a protein of 297 amino acids.